ACUAUAAAUAGAAGAUUCUAUAGUUAGGGAAGUAGAAAUCAUAGGAGCAAGGAAGGAUGAGGACUAGAGUGAUAGAAUCAACAAUGGUAAAACCAUUGAAAGAAACGCCGAGUGGGAUUGUGUGGCUCUCCAAUUUAGACUUAGUUUUCUCUGAUACCUACCAUAGCCGGGUGGUGUACUUCUACCGCCCCGAUGGCGGCUCCGGCUUCUUCGACACCGCGGCGCUCAAGGAAGCUCUGAGCCGCGCCCUUGUUGAGUUCUACCCGUAUGCGGGCAGGCUGAGAAAGGACGACAGCGGCCGCAUUGAGAUCAACUGCAACGAUGAGGGAGUGUCUUUCGUGGAGGCAGAGUGCGACGGCACCAUCGAUGAGUUGGGUGAUUUCUGCAUCCCCAGGCCUGACCUCGGCCUCACCCCCACCGUCGAUUACUCCAAUGGAAUUUCCACUUUUCCACUUCUUCUGCUCAAGUUGACUCGGUUUAAAUGCGGCGGAGCGAGCAUAGGUUUGGCAAAUGAGCAUCACACAUCAGACGGGAUUUCCGCAAACAAUUUGAUGCGCACGUGGUCGGAAAUCGCUCGCGGCAUAGCCACCGUCCCUACUGUCUCCUUGGACCGGCGCGUCCUCUCAGCGCGCAGCCCCCCGCAGCCCCAGUUCCCCCACAUCGAGCACCAUCCCCCUCCGUCGCUCAAAACCCCUCUCGACGACGCCGCCGGUGACCCAACAUUCUCCACAUUCAAGCUAAGCCGCGACUUCAUCAACGCCCUCAAGAAAAAGUGCAAUGAGAGCAGCGGCGGUGUGAAUUAUACCAUGUACGAGGUGGUGGCGGGGCACGUGUGGCGCUGCGUGAGCAUUGCCCGCGGCCUGCCAAGGGAUCAGGAGACGAAGCUGCAGUUCCCGGUGGAUGCGAGGCAGAGGCUGCGCCCGCCUCUCCCGCCGGGGUAUUUCGGCAACGGGAUCUUCUAUAGUGGCGCAUUUGCUUUGGUUGGGGAACUGGUGUCGAAGCCGUUGAGGUUCUCGGUGGAGACAGUGCACGAGGCAAUCGCUCGAAUGGACGACGAAUACAUGAGGUCUGCUUUGGACUACUUAGAGUUGUACAUGAGGAAUGUGGAGGGCAUUGUUCGCAGCCAAAACAAUGUGAAAUGCCCCAAUUUCGGGGUAACGAGCUGGGUAAGGCUGCCGGUUCACAAGGCGGAAUUCGGGUUGGGGAAGCCUGUUUUUGUGGGUCCCGGGGGAGCUCUCUCGGAAGGAAAGAGUUUUCUGUAUCCUGAUCAAGAAAAUGAAGGGAUCUUGUUGCUUGCGAUCACGCUGCACCAACAACAUAUGGAGCGAUUCGAAAAGUUGCUAUACGACAAAGAUUCAUGCCUCAUUCCAGAAAUUUCACCUUUUGGUUAAUAUGUGCCUGUGUCGGUAUGAGAGAGUGUGUGGCGUGUAAUCAAUAAUUGCAUGUGUAGUGUGCAUUCGGUGAACGUAUGUGUGUGGUGCAGUACGUAUAUUAAAGUGAUAUGAUGUGUGUGACACGUGCACUUUCUAUUCAACGAGGUCGUGUCGAAUUCAAUUUCCUUUGAAUUCAAUUUCAUAUUUCUAAUUUCAGUUUAAUUUCAAUUCUUAUACUUUUGCCUAA
Messenger RNA from Salvia splendens (bonfire salvia), 1620 nucleotides. RefSeq names its product rosmarinate synthase. The transcript has 2 exons. The coding region runs from base 57 to 1391 and encodes 444 amino acids. NCBI's taxonomy places the organism in Eukaryota, Viridiplantae, Streptophyta, Magnoliopsida, Lamiales, Lamiaceae. Gene Ontology annotation, molecular function: acyltransferase activity, transferring groups other than amino-acyl groups. The record is from RefSeq and is a predicted model, not a curated record.